AUGAAUCAUUGGAGCAACAACGACCGACCAAUGGCAAGUGGAACGGGCCCAGCACCGAAUCAGGCCGACACUGUAACAUUCUGGCGCGGCCUGUGGUCAGAGCCCGUAAACCACAGCGAGGGCUCUUGGACGGAAGUUGUGGCGAGUAAGUGUGCGAGUAUAACGCCCAUAGACCCUGUCAUUAUAACGCCGGAUGACGUAGCUGAGGCGGUCCGUAGGGCCCCGAACUGGAAAACUCCGGGACUUGACGGGCUGCAUCACUACUGGCUAAAGGGGUUUGUGAUGGCUUCACGAUCUAGGAUGUUAGUUCAAUUAGCUACAGGUGUUAAAAAUAAUUUAAGUGUACAACUAAGUAAUUCAAACUCUCAGAUAGAUAUUUUAACACAAGAAGAGAAUGAAAAUGCCAAAAGUUCGACCAAUACAUUGCAGACAUCAAAAGAAGACAAAGACAUCGCAUUAAAUUCCAUCCGACCUCGUAGUAAUUCGACUAGUAGCAGCGGUUCCUCUAGUUCUAGCAGUUCUUCGAGUUCCAGCAGUUCUUCAAGCAGUGGCCCAUCUAUGUAUCAAGACAGCGACGACUCGGUAAAGGAUCCUGAUUAUGAAGCCCAACCAACAAAACAUGCUGAGUAUUCUUCUGAUACUGCCGAGGAACAAAAUAUCACUACCAACUAUACAAAUAUUUCGGAUGAUCAUAAUUUGGUAACAUCUAAUAUGGUUUCAAUAAACAUUGAAAACUACGAGGAACCACUUUCGUCUACAAACGAACAUGCUAUGGUAUUCAACGAUCCCGGUGUCAUAGAGAACAGUGAACUUUCUGCGAUUGAAAACGUAAGCAACGAAAAUGCUGCAAGUUCAAUAGUGUAUAAUUCUAGUCCAACUAAAACUGGUAAAAAAAGAAGACUAAAUGAAGCAAACUGGAAAGUUAAUGUAGCUAAACGACUGAGAAAUAGUGAAGAGCAAAAACAGACAAUUUUAAAUGACUAUUGGAGCUUAGGUGCAAUAGAAAAACCAUGGACGUUUAUUGCUAAUAACGUAGACAUAGUCAUCCCAAAACAACGUUACGUUAAAGUUGAUUCGGAUGGAAAUGUUGCAACUAUUAGAAACAACAACAACGCUUUAUUUUUGACUAUUUCGGGUGAAAAAAACAAGAUGGACGAAAGCAUUAAAAAUGGCAUCAAAUUGUUUAUUGAGUCUGUACCAAAGAUUGAGUCACAUUAUAUCCGGGCUAACUCAAAACGAAAUUAUAUUGAUGGUAGUAAAGCUAUCACAGAUCUUCAUAGAGAUUAUGUGGAAAAAUGCAAAUCCCAAAACGUCCCAUAUGGAACCUACAUUACAUUUUAUCGUAUUUUCACACAAGAUUUUAACAUUUCGUUUUUCACUCCUAAAAAGGAUUUAUGCGAUAUAUGCGAAGCCUAUAAAAACAUCACAGAUGAAGAGAAAGAAUCUAAGAAACAAGAUUAUGAAUUACACCUUAAGGAAAAGAAUUUGUCUCGUAUUGAAAAAGAAAAAGAUAAGAACAACAAAAAUAUUUUAGUAGCGGUCUAUGAUCUUCAAGCAGUGUUUCAAUGCCCCAAAGGAGACGUCUCAGUUUUUUACUACAAGUCAAAACUAAAUGUACAUAAUUUAACAAUUUAUAACUUACAAAAUAAUUUAGUUGAGAGUUAUGUAUGGGAUGAGUCUAACGCAAAUAGAGGUGUCAACGAAAUAGCUACCUGUGUUUACAAAUACCUGGAGAAAAUUUCCGCAACGGCUGAAGACCUCGAUGUAGUCUUUUAUUCGGACAAUUGUGCCGGACAGCAAAAAAAUAAGUUUAUGAUCUCAAUGUACACUUACGCAGUCAAAACUCUGCCAAAUCUCAGAUCAAUUACACACAAAUACCUCGUUAAAGGACAUACGCAGAACGAGGGCGAUUCAGCUCACUCUCAAAUAGAGAGAGAAGUAAAAAGGCAACUGAGAUCAGGACCAAUGUAUACACCUGACGCUUUUAUCGGGGCUAUAAAGGCGGCACGGAAAAAAAGCGAGCCAUUUCAUGUCAAUGAAAUGUGUGUCGAUGAUUUUUUUGAUUGGAAAAGUAUAUGCACUCAAAUGAACUUUGCGAUAAUGAAAGAUGAAGACAAUAAUACUGUGAAACUGGCUGGACUCAAGAUAAUUAAAGUUCAAAGCUCUGAUCCCGAUGCCAUAUUUUUCAAAGAAUCAUACGCUGACGAAUUAUUCAAGAAAGCUAUAGUGGUGAAAAAAAAUAGAAAUCGUAAUAGCCAAAGCAUUCAUUUAGAUUUGCAAAAGGCCUAUCUUCAAAAACCUGGACUAGCAGAGAAAAAAAGCUGA
Parnassius apollo (apollo) is the source of this 2325-nucleotide messenger RNA. The record is from the annotation of a GenBank genome assembly. NCBI's taxonomy places the organism in Eukaryota, Metazoa, Arthropoda, Insecta, Lepidoptera, Papilionidae.